Messenger RNA from Leptopilina boulardi, 2903 nucleotides. RefSeq lists its product as uncharacterized. Gene Ontology annotation, biological process: proteolysis; apoptotic process. The transcript is spliced from 9 exons. The record is from RefSeq and is a predicted model, not a curated record. Bases 199 to 1803 code for a protein of 534 amino acids. Lineage: Eukaryota; Metazoa; Arthropoda; Insecta; Hymenoptera; Figitidae. Gene Ontology annotation, cellular component: cytoplasm.
CAUUUCAAGAUUUAGAGAUAAGAGAACAGCCAGUAUUGAAUUUGCCGGUGGAUCUCGCGACAUUUUUGACAAGUCGAAUAUUAAUGUAUUUUGGAGUGAGUUAAGUGAAACAAAAAAAAAUAAUAAUAAUAGUACGAUAACAGCAAGGUGUGGGGCACAGUUUUACAUGAGUUUUGUGUAACAAUCAGUAUUGCAAAAAUGCCAACAGAUAAGGACGCACAUUGGUAUAAUAUGAAGCAUGAGAAUCGAGGGAAAUGUGUAAUUUUUAAUCAUGAAGAUUAUGACGAGGAUUUUGAAUUCGAUAAAAGAGAAGGAUCAGCUAAAGAUGUAGAGAUAAUUCAAAUAUCUUUUGGUAAUCUUGGAUUUACAGUUGAGACGCAUAACAAUUUAACUUACUAUGACAUCAAACAUGUACUUAAAAACCUUCAGGAAGAAGACCACAGUAAAAACGACUGUAUUUGCAUCUUUGUUUUAAGUCAUGGACUAGAGAAGAAUCUCCUUUGUGCAUACGAUGUCGCCUAUCCCUUAGAUAAAAUCUGGAAGCCAUUUACUGGGGAUAAAUGUGAAUCCCUAGCUGGAAAACCUAAAUUAUUCUUUUUUCAGGCAUGCCGAGGUGACAAUUUUGAUCUCGGAUUUACAUUUUCGGGAAGUAGUGACUCAUCAGAAACAGAUUCUUCGGCUGCUUCAUAUAAAAUUCCAAACCACGCAGACUUCCUUUUUGCGUACAGUACAGUCCAAGGGUUUCGCUCCUGGAGAAAUCCCGAAGAUGGAAGUUGGUACAUUCAGUCCUUAUGUAAAAUAAUCAACAAUUAUGGAGAUAAAGUGGCUCUUGCUAAAAUGAUGACAAUGACGUUACGUAAAGUAGCCACGGAAUAUUCAUCACUCCCUUCGGAUAAUGCGACUGAAAAGCACCAGAAACAAAUGCCUGUAUUUACUACAACGCUGCUAAAAAAUUUGCGUUUAACCAAAAAAAACAUUUCCAGCUCAUUAGAAGAAAUGCUAAUAAAUAAUGACUCCCAUUGGUAUAAUAUGAAUCAUAAAAAUCGAGGGAAAUGUAUAAUUUUCAAUCAUGAUAUUUUUAACACUGGACCCGAACAGAGACAAGGAUCAGCUAAAGACGUAGAGAGAAUUCAAAUCUCUUUUGAUAAUCUUGGCUUUAUAGUCAAAGUGCAUAACAAUUUAACGUACGAUGAAAUCAAAGAUGAACUUAUGAAACUUCGAAGAGAAGAUCACAGUGAAAACGAUUGUCUUUGUAUUUUUGUUUUAACUCAUGGACUAAGCAAGAAUCUCCUCAAGGCCAAAGAUAAAACUUACCCAUUAGACGUAAUCUGGAAACCGUUUACUGCUGAUAAAUGCAAGUCCCUAGCUGAAAAACCAAAAUUAUUCUUUUUCCAGACUAACAGAGGUGAAAAACUUGAUCCCGGAAUUACAAUAGAACGAAAUAAUUACAAAAUAAUAGAAACAGAUACUGGAACAACUGAUUCAGGUUCAGAUAAAAUUCCAACCCAUGCAGACUUUCUUUUUGCCUAUAGCACAUUUCCAGAAUUUUCCUCCUGGAGAAAUAUUGAGGAAGGAAGUUGGUACAUUCAAAGUUUAUGCGAGAUAUUGGAUGACCAUGCACAUGAGAUGGGCCUUGCUAGAAUGUUGACAAUGACAUCACGAAAAGUAGCAACAGAAUAUUCAUCUUAUGCCAGUAAUUAUGGACAUGAUAUGAAACAAAUCCCUACAAUUACCACAACGCUGCUAAGAAAUGUGUUUUUUACCAAAAAACAAAAACCAAAAUCCAAUAAACGUCGUUGUUAAUAAUUUAUAUUAUAAAUGAGCAGGAAAUUACACAGAAAAAACCUGUAUUCCUUUUAAGUAUAUAGCGUAUACGCUAAUCAAUUUGAAAUUGGGAUCUGAAAUACUGCGAUACGCCAUCUGGUGACGACCUCGUUGUGUCAGCCAUUUUUCGUUUCAUCCUUUUUAAAAUAUAUGUAGAUGAAAGAGAUAAAAAAUCAAGAUGGCUGACGCAACGAGGUCAGUUUCCCCAUAAUUCCCUAUGAUUUCAGAUCCCAUAUUUUCAUUUUGAGAAUUAAAAGUUGGCUCCCUGAAGUUGGCGUGAAACGCUCAGCGUCGAAAAUUAUUUUUCAUGCGACCAAAAAUUUUAAAUCAUUUAAAAAAAUUUUGAAAAAUGUUUUGGGUUCACAUAAUAUACCUUAAAAAGUAUUUCUCGAUGUAUUAUUUGGACGGAAAAUAUUUUUAAAAAAAAUAAUUUGACAUUUUUUGGUUCUGUAAACAAAAUUUUCAGCGCUAAGCGACGACGCCAACUUCAUGGAGGUAAGUAAAAUAUGUUUUUAGGUUAGAAAAAUAAAAACAUUUGUUUUCAUAUCAAGAACGUUACUGCCAACUUAAAUAUAAUAGCGCUAAAUUUAAAAACAAAAAAAAAACUAAACUAAACUUUAAAAAAAGUAAUAAUUAUUAUUUUUUACUUAAAAACUACUAAAUAUUUGUACUAAUAAAGAAAAUUUUUCUGGUAUUGUCGAAAUAUUAGAAAAAUAAUUAUAAUAUUCAAAAUCAUUCUCCAAAUGCAGCGAAUCUAGAAAUAUGAAAUUCCAACUAGGAUCAUUUUGAGUAACUUGAAGUUUGGCGCUUACUCAAUUCGAUACCCAACUCAAAAUGAGUUCAUGUUUUUUCUGUGUAUGUUUCCGUGAAAAAUUAAAUUUCCUAUUGUAAAAUAUAGGAAAGUCGUAAUGUUCUCGUAUUUUUUUUUUUUUUUAUUCAUUUUAGUUAAUAAGUCAGAAAAUUUAUUAUAUUUUCUUUUGUAUCACUUUUGUGAGUGUACAAUUAUUGCGAAUGAACAAAUUUUUUUACAAUAUCAGUAUAAAUUAAAAAUAAAUAAAAAAUAAAUUUAAUCAUUAUUA